GGGGGCGCCCGCGGAGCGCGGCGCGGCGGGGUCCCUAACCGUGCCCAUCUCUCCCCUCCAGGGAGGCGCGGAGGACGGGAAGUUAGCGCGGAGUUGAUGAACUUUGCACAUCCACAGAAACGCCAUUUUGAUUCCUUUUUCCGGAACAAGUUUGUGGCUCCCUCCCGUGCGCGCUCCCCCCGGCGCGCCCCCGCGCCCCCCCGGCGGCCCAUCCUCCCGGCAUGUCGCGGCGCAAGCAGCCCAGCCCCAGCAAAGUCCGGCUGCUAGAGGGUGCUGCUGAAGAAGAGGCUGAAGAGCCAGACGCUACUAUACAUACUACACUAAGUGAGGAGACCAGCAACCAAGAAGAGAGCCACAGUCAAUCAGGGGAUAAAAAUGAAGAGAAACAGCUGGAAAGCUUAAACAGCUACAAGGUAUCACCAAGUUCACCAAACAGUGUGGAGGGAGCAGACUUGUCCUCCAUUGACGCCAUGAUGUCAGCAGUGAUGAAUGUGGGGAAACUUGCUGAAAGUGGUGGGAACUCUCAAAAUGUCAAAUCCCCCACAAAGUCUCCUGCACCAAAUCGGAUUGGCAGGAGGAACCAGGAAACAAAAGAAGAGAAGUCUUCCUAUACCUGUCCUCUGUGUGAAAAGAUUUGCACUACACAGCACCAGCUAACUAUGCACAUUCGUCAGCAUAACACUGACACUGGAGGGACAGACCAUUCCUGCAGCAUCUGUGGAAAGUCUCUGAGCUCAGCGAGCUCCCUUGAUCGCCACAUGCUGGUGCACUCAGGUGAAAGGCCUUAUAAAUGUUCAGUAUGUGGACAGUCCUUCACCACCAAUGGAAACAUGCACAGGCACAUGAAGAUUCAUGAAAAGGAUCCAAACAGCACAGCAAGCACAACUCCUCCAUCACCGCUGAAGCGCAGGCGAUUAUCUUCAAAACGGAAGUUUAGUCACGAUGCUGAGAUGGACAGAGAGGAGAGGACACCUGCAAAAAAGGUUGUCGAAGAUGGUCACUCGGGUGAAGGGGAUAAGAAGGCUGAGGAGGAAGCUUAUCAUUGUCCAGUGUGUUUCAAAGAGUUUUUUUGCAAGUAUGGGCUGGAGUCCCACAUGGAGACACAUCCAGAUAAUUCAUUGAGGUGUGACAUAUGUUGCAUUACCUUCCGUACUCACCGGGGCUUACUGCGCCAUAAUGCAGUUAUCCACAAGCAGCUUCCCAGAGAUCCCAUGGGAAAACCUUUCAUCCAGAACAACCCUUCGAUCCCAGCAGGCUUCCAUGACUUGGGAUUCACCGACUUCUCCUGUAGGAAGUUUCCCCGCAUUUCUCAGGUCUGGUGUGAAACGAAUUUGCGAAGGUGCAUCAGUGACUUCCAUCGGUUUAUCUGCGAGACGUGUAACAAGGCAUUCCCUAUGCUCUCGGCGCUCAAACUGCACACGGAAACUCAUGUGCUAGAUCAGGGAAAAGACAAGCACAAGCCACAGCCCACAACCCCACCCAGUGAGAGCCCAGACCAGAAGGCCUUCAUGGCAUCCUUGGGCCUGCAGUACACCAAAGACAUCAAGCCUGUCAAGCAGGAGGACAAUACACAAGAUGAGGUCCAAGAAAUACGGCUCAGAGCACUGAAGAGUAACCUACCUCAGGAACCUGGCAGCACCGGUCUGCUCAGCCUCUCUCCUCUGGAAGCUGCCUCUAUGGGAGGAUCAUUUUCAGUCCUUCCCCCUACAAAAGAAAACAUAAAGCUUCUCUCACUGCAGCCUUUCCAGAAGGGUUUUAUCAUCCAGCCUGACAGCAGUAUUGUGGUAAAACCCAUCUCCAAUGAGUCUGCCAUCGAGCUGGCAGACAUUCAGCAGAUCUUGAAGAUGGCUUCUUCCGCACCUCCUCAAAUCAGUCUUCCUCCACUUUCUAAGGCACCUUCUGUCCCUGUGCAGUCCAUUUUCAAGCAUAUGCCACCGCUGAAGCCAAAGCCUUUGGUAACGCCCCGAACAGUCGUUGCAACCUCUACGCCUCCUCCUCUUAUCAGUGCCCAGCAAGCUUCCCCUGGCUGCAUCAGCCCAAGCCUCCCACCUCCCCCUCUGAGGCUGAUUAAGAACUCGGUGGAGUCCUCCUCCAACACUCACCUCUCCCAGCCAGGAGCCAAAUCGAGUCCUUCCUCACAAUUGCUCCUGCAACCCAAAGUGGAGCCUUUAACUCAGCACGAGAUGAAGACACAGCUGGAACAGGACAGCAUCAUUGAAGCUCUCCUGCCUCUGAGUAUGGAAGCCAAGAUCAAGCAAGAGGUUACAGAAGGAGACCUCAAAGCCAUCAUCGCAGGGGCAGCGAACAAGAAAGCCCCAACCAUGAGGAAAGUUUUGUACCCCUGCCGUUUCUGUGACCAGGUGUUUGCCUUCUCUGGUGUCCUGAGAGCUCACAUCCGUUCCCACUUGGGUAUUUCCCCGUACCAAUGCAACAUCUGUGACUACAUCGCAGCUGACAAGGCGGCACUGAUCCGGCACCUGCGGACGCACAGCGGGGAGAGGCCUUACAUCUGUAAAAUCUGCCACUACCCCUUCACGGUGAAAGCCAACUGUGAGAGGCACCUGCGAAAGAAGCACCUCAAAGUGACCAGGAAGGAUAUAGAGAAGAACAUCGAAUAUGUCACCAGCAAUGCUGCAGAGAUGGUGGAUGCCUUUUGCUCCCCAGACACUGUGUGCAAGCUGUGUGGAGAGGACCUGAAGCAUUACCGGGCCCUCCGCAUUCACAUGAGGACGCACAGCGGCUGCCAGAAGAAGAAGCCUUUUGAGUGCAAGGAGUGUGGCACAGCCUUUUCGGCCAAGAGGAACUGCAUUCACCAUAUCCUCAAGCAGCACUUGCACGUGCAAGAGAGGGAGAUUGAGAAUUACAUCCUAGCGGUGGACUGCAGUGCCCAGGAAAGCCAGACAGACCCUCAGUUAUUGGAGGACAGCACUUACAUGGACCGCAAGCCCAUGACGCCUUUCCUGGAGCCACAGAAUGGCUUCUUGCUUGGGACCUCGUCUCAUGUUCCCAUCAAACUUGAGCCCACGGGCAACUUCCCGAUGGAUUUUGACGAGCCGUUGGAUUUCUCUCAGAAGAACAAAAACCUGAGUGCUGUGCAAGUGAAGCAGGAGAACCUGUUUGGCUCUUCUCCCUUGUCCCUCUAUGACUGUUCCAUGGAGCCUAUCGACCUGUCCAUCCCCAAAGCCCUUAAGAAGGAUAAAGAUGACGUCCCAUGUGAAGCCAGGAACCAAGAGCUGUCUGCUUCUGGGAACAGCGAUAAAGCCUAUAACUGUCUGCAGUGUCCUUUAGUUUUUGGUACCAAUGGGAACUCAGAGCAAAACAAGGCUGUCAGACAUCCCCAGCCACUGAAAGGUUCUUUGCAUUUGACUGUCCCGAUCAUUUCCCCGGCUCUCCUUGGCAAUUCUGCCCUGCUGAGACCGUUGAGGCCUAAACCACCGCCGCCACCUCUCUUGCCAAAGCCUCCAGCAACUAAAGAGCUGCCGCCAUUGGCUUCCAUUGCACAGAUCAUCUCAUCUGUGUCUUCCGCUCCUGCUUUACUGAAAACGGAGGCUGCAGAUGCCAGUCCCAAGGCAGCGAGUAGCUCCACGGGGUGUGACAAAUCAGGGAAUGCCAAAGCGAAGGUGACAAUCGUGACCGCCGUUCAGAGAGACUCCGGCCUGCCCGGUGACCUGGCUCAGGCCUGUGACCCAGAGCAGGCUCCCCUUGCCGACACCAGCUUGACUAAGAAAAGAGGUAGAAAGAAAGGAACGAAAAAUAAGCCUAAGCUUAGCAGUGGUGUGGAUCUGGAGUCAAGCGGGGAGUUUGCCAGCAUAGAGAAGAUGCUGGCUACCACAGACACUAAUAAGUUUAGCCCGUUUCUGCAGUCCACUGACAAUUUCAAGGAAGAAAGCGGCAGAAACGGAACAAGUGAGGACGAGAAAGAAGCUGCAGAAGAUAAGCUGCUGAGAGGGAAGAACGCUUACUCAGACUGCCUGCAAAACAUCCCCUGUCCUUACUGCUCUCAAGUCUUUCCAUGGGUAAAUUCCCUUCAGCGGCACAUGCUCAUGCACACAGACAGGCAGCCUGAUGCGGAGACAGUAGCUACAGGAAACGAAGUCUUGGACCUGACCUCCUGUGAGAAGGAACAGCCAGAGGAAAGGACAGAGCUACCAGAGAGUGAGUGCGGCCCCAAGGAGGAGCAGAAGGCUGACUCCCCUCCAGCAGAGGAUGCCGAAGAAAAAGCAGAUGGAUUUGAAGAGGGCCCUGAGGAAGAUUCUGUAAGUAACAAAAGUCUUGACCUCAAUUUUGCCAGCAAAUUAAUGGACUUCAAGCUGGCAGAGAGUGACCAGAGUGCAGGCAGCAGUUCUCAGACUGAAAGGAAACAUGCCUGUGACAUUUGUGGCAAAACCUUCAAGUUUGCUGGCACUCUUAGCCGCCACAAAAAGGCCCACACUCGUGAGGACAGAAAGGAUGAAAGGAGCAGUGAGGAUGAAAGCAAAAGCGUUCAGGAUGAUGCAGGAGCUCCCUCGAUGCAGGACUCUGGUCUUGAGCAGGAAGAGUCUCCGAUGGACUUGAAGGUAGUGGAGUCUCCUGUGGACUGUGAGGCGACAGGAAAGGAGAAUGAAGAGAGCGAAAGCAUCUCUGAGGGGGAAGGCACAGAGAGAAAGUCCACUGAGAAGAGCAGUGAUGACAAAAAACCAAAGACUGAUGGGGCUAAGAGUACUGCAAAAGCAGACAAAAGAAAGAAAGUCUGCACUGUGUGCAACAAGCGUUUCUGGUCUCUGCAAGAUCUGACGCGACAUAUGCGGUCUCAUACAGGUGAGAGACCUUACAAGUGUCAAACCUGUGAACGGACCUUCACUCUGAAACACAGCCUGGUUCGUCACCAGCGCAUUCACCAGAAAAUCAAAACCACCCGAAACCACGGCAAGGAGAGCGACAGGGAGGAGACCCAGUCGAGAUGUGGAGAAGACAGUGAGAACGAGUCCAGCCACAGCGGCACCAACCCCAUCUCAGAAAACGAGUGCGAGCCGGCAGGGGCGGUGGGCGGCCAUCCCUCUGUGCCAGGAAGCCGGAAGGAGCCGCCGGCCGGCAGAGAGGAGCGGCCGGGCGGGCAAGGAGCCGGCCCCUGCCCCGCCGAGCCCAGCGCCGACACACAGAAACCCACGCCCAGAGAACAGGAGCCUCGGGGCGGCUCCGAGCACGAGAGGCCCUCGGGCUUCAUCCAAGACUUGCUGGAGAUGCACAAUAAGAAGUCGCCCCUGAAUCAUCACAUCCUUGCCCCCGCAGAGCCCGCGCCGCAGCUCCUGGGGGUGGAGUGACUGGCUGGGAGCUGAGGCCGGCAGGAGGGGGCUCCCCUCAGGGGCUUUGGCUCUGGGAGAGCGACCUGCAGCCGUGGGGAGAGGAUGGCAGACUGGACGCGGUGCCAUAUGCCUUUCAGUAUAAUAAUGCAAGAGACUACAGUAUAUACUGAUUUGAGUGCCUUACUACUUUAUUAGAUCUUUUUGGUAUCAUAGAUUUUUUUUUUCCCAAAAGUGAUUUUUUUUUAAUAUUUUAAUGAAUUAUUUGGAGAGGACCUUUUUCAUUUAAGCAUUAAUGUUACCUUUUGUAUUGGUGUGCGUGAGCUUGUUCUUGUAUAUCUGUGAUAGUCGCUGUGUUUGUUCUCUGAGCUGGAAAUGGGGGCAGUGGGGUGGGAGGCCCUUGGAUACCGCAGCCAAUAACUGGAAGAAAAUUUAUGUGAAUUUCAUAUGAAAUGAGUCAGAGGAAAUGCAGACGAGACGUUGAUCGAUUGGGUUUGUUUCUCAGUAGAUGUUCUCGCGUUUGCCACGUGGUGGAGCAUUAAGCUCGUCCCGGGCCUUGAACAACGUGGCAGUCGAAGGUGUUUGAAGUGGUUCAAGCCCAAAGCAGGAAACACAAUGAAUUUCAACCUCGCGCUUGUUUCCACUUUUCAGCGUUAGCAAAAAAAAAAAGAUCUUCUAAAUCUCGGGGGCCUUUCCUGGCCGCCGUGGACCAAGCGUGUAUACAGAGAAGAGUUACAUAGCCACGUAACCUAUGGAAAUGAUGCACCCGCUGUUAUAUAUGUUUGAUUUGCUUCAGUAUAUUAUUAUUAUUAUUAUUAUUUUAUUAUUAUUUUAUAAAUCCAUCAGUUCGCUUGUCUCUGCAGUCAGCAGAAACCAAUGGGCAAUAUUUGCCCACGCAGAUCUGUUAACACAGCUUGGAUCCCCCUCUCGAGAUGUUUGUUUGACUUCACGCUUUCACCGGCUCUUCUCACGUCGCAGCUCUUCUACUGUACGUCAGAGGAAGCCCUUCCUCGGCCCCGCAGAGCAGAGCAGAGCGAGGGCAGCGAGUGUCCUCACCCCGCGGCAGGGGCCGCCUGGCGUGGGGGGCGCAGGGACGGGGCCCCGUGGGGCGGGCGCGUGGGGGCCCCAGCGUGCCUUAGCGAAGAGCAAAGUUACUCCGUCUUCCAGUGGAAAGCAAGCAGGGGAGAAAUGCGAGCCCGACCGUCAGCUUGCUACUGUCGUGUUCUAGAGCAAGAAAAUACUACUGGUGAUAAAGCUACAGAUAUAAUAAGACGUGUUAAAAAUGAAAUAAAUUUAAAAAAAAUAAAUAAAAAAUUCUUGCUGAGAUUUUGGGGUUGAUGCUUGAAGACUUGAGGUGUGUGUCUAAAUUUCAUAUCAGUAACCGAACCCCUUUCAUGCUGGCAGCUGGAAUUCCUCCCUGUGGCUCCUGUUGCCGGCGACAGGCGACACUCCAGCCACCAGUAUUGAAGGGGUUUGCGCGAAAUGUAUCCUACUGUAGCUGGGCAUUGGUCGUUUCCCGAGUGCCCGGCGGUUUUUGUUGUCCUCGUUGUUGUUGUUGUCGUUCUUGUUGUUUGUUAGUUGUCCUUCAGUCAUGACCUCUGGGACAGACAGAGCCAUAAUAGCAUUGCCGGAGCCUCACUGUGCUGUUCCACCGCCGCAGCCCCCCAGCCCAGCCCGCACUGUGACCCCCUCCUUCCCCCCCUCCCUCUCCCUCCUGCCGGAAGAAUCGCUUUUCCUGCUCUCACCAGACAUGGAGGAAGUGGGCCUCGGACCCAGUCUAUAUUAUAUAAUAUAUAUAUAUCUAUAUAUAUCUAUAUCUAUAUUAAAAAUUCUCCGAAAAUUUCUGGAGGCUGAAAUCUCUCUGUCCGGAAUUCAAAGGAAGAGAAACGUUCUGGAGUAAUAUUCUUGCGAAUAGAAUUAAGUGGUUGAGGUAUAUGUGAUUUCUUCUUUUUGUUUUUAUUAUUAUUAUUAUUAUUAUUUUCCGUGGGUUUUGUUGUAACCAGGGAUGUUUGAAGCCGUUCAGAAACUAACGCCAGAGAUAGAGAAAUCAGUCGCAACAAAUGAUUCAUUUGAAGCUCUACCCAGGUGCAUUCUACUUAAUUAAAACCAGUUCACACAUCCCUUAAAUCCUUAUUACUAUUAUAAUUAUUAUAAUUAUUAUUAUUAUUUGGGGUAAUUUUUUUUUGUUUUUGUCUUUUUUUUUUUUGUCAUGGUUUUGUUGGUUUAUGUGGUUUUUGGUUUGGUUUUUUUUUUGCAGCUCUCCACACUAAACUGCGCAAUACUGUGGGGGAGAAGCCAUUACUAAACUAUAUGCUGCAGAACGAUGUAGCAAGUAAUUAAUUCCCAGCAGCCUGCCGGGACAUCUGCUAGCAAUAAUCACUAUUGAUUUAAAGCUUUAUUUAGCCUUUAUCUAUAUCCUAGUAGAGUAUAAGGUCUUGCCACAUUUUAUUGACAUUUUUAUUAGUUUUGACUGAGAAACGUUGCUGUUGUUGGGGUUUGUUUUUGUUUCCCCUCCUCCUCCCCCCCCCCCCCCCCCAAUAUUAAACUGUGAAAUUUAUAAUGUGUUUAAACUAUGGGUGAAUCUUAGGCUUUAGUUUUGCAUGUUCAGCUAAUUUGUCUCUAUAUGAUUUUUGUUUGAAUCUUUUUAUUUUUUUUUCCUCUCUCAGGGCUUUUACAAAAAACAAACAAACAAAAAAAAGCAAAAAAAAAACCAAGGAUCCUUUGAAAUUCUUUUUGUCUGAGUCACAAAGGACUUACCAUUGAGAGAAUUCAAUCACUACAUUAAGCACUUGACUGUGAAAGCGCAAAAAAAAAGGAAAAAAAAAGGAAAAAAAAAAGGAAAAAAAAAAAAGAACCUUGUUUGAGGCUGUUGUGAAAUAACUCUUGGGGGUAUGUGACAGUCUGAUUCCAUUUUCAGAAUGAUUCGUCAUCUUCACUCUCCUCUCUGUAUGUCUCGUUCCUCUCUCCUCUCUCUCUCUCCACGAAGGAAGUUUAAUCCUAGUGAUUUCAUCCCAUGCAGGAAACAGUAAUAAAUGUGUAGAAUUCAUAUUUUUCUAAAGGGAACUUAAACUGCUGCUACGAAUUGUGUACAAGACUGGUUUAUGCCACAUGAACAGAGAAUCACACAUUUGUUUUGGUACUUUUAUUCCUCUUUUUAUUCAGUUGUACAGUACUUCCAAAUUCAAAAUAAAACGUAAAAGUUGUUCUGUAUCAAA
Messenger RNA from Colius striatus (speckled mousebird), 8494 nucleotides. RefSeq names its product ras responsive element binding protein 1 (gene RREB1). The transcript has 11 exons. Gene Ontology annotation, biological process: regulation of transcription by RNA polymerase II. The coding region runs from base 222 to 5300 and encodes 1692 amino acids. Gene Ontology annotation, cellular component: nucleus. Lineage: Eukaryota; Metazoa; Chordata; Aves; Coliiformes; Coliidae. Gene Ontology annotation, molecular function: RNA polymerase II cis-regulatory region sequence-specific DNA binding; DNA-binding transcription activator activity, RNA polymerase II-specific. The record is from RefSeq and is a predicted model, not a curated record.